AGGCACUGGACUACAUAUUGAAAGCUUUGAAGCUGUGUGAUGUUGACGACCUGCUUUGUGCAAGAAUACACAGCGAUCAUGGUGACAUAUCUGAAGGACUUGGGCGACCUCAGCUCGUCGGCACAGAGUUACGAAGUCGCCAUUCGUCUUGAUCCUGAUCUCGCUCACGCUCAUCUGAACCUUGCUGUGAUCAAACACUUGGAGAGUGACUACGCAGGUGCAUUUAGACACUACCAAGUGGCCCUGUCUCUGGACCCAAAGAACAAGCUCGUCAUAGACAACAUGGCCAAGUUGAGGCGACGAAUCACGAGGUCACUGCCUUUCCACGACUGCGUUUAGUGCUGACGCUUCAUCGGGGUGCACGUACUGUGCCGCUUCUCUGCGUAUAGACAUUGACGCUCCGGCGACACCUCUUCAUAUGCAUUCACAGUGUACCGCUUUCUAUGUUCCGCAAACUUUGUGAGUCAGCAUGCAGACGUCCGGUUAGUUCACUCGAACUGUAGAACGAUGGUAUCCGGACUCGUCAUUAGGAAUUCGUGUUCUAGGUGUAUGUACUGCAUAAAAUGUGCUUCGGAACAUCCCGUGCCGUUCAACAGUGAUGAUAGAGCCACCUCCGAGCGGGCUGUGAAAUUUUCUCUUCGUCGUUUUCUAGACGUCCUUUACUUUAGAAGCCGUUCAACUUUACCGGAUCCAAAUGACGCAAUAUAUCCGCUUCUUGAAUAUCCACAUAAUUUUUGAUGCCGCGGCACCAUAUCACCGUGCAGUUUUCCCAGUCUUAUUAAUUUUGCUACC
Messenger RNA from Rhipicephalus sanguineus (brown dog tick), 792 nucleotides. Its product is annotated as protein O-mannosyl-transferase TMTC1-like. The record is from RefSeq and is a predicted model, not a curated record. The transcript is spliced from 3 exons. Gene Ontology annotation, molecular function: protein binding. NCBI's taxonomy places the organism in Eukaryota, Metazoa, Arthropoda, Arachnida, Ixodida, Ixodidae. The coding region runs from base 40 to 339 and encodes 99 amino acids.